Messenger RNA from Marmota monax (woodchuck), 2812 nucleotides. It is a transcript of the gene Myoz3, whose product is annotated as myozenin 3. The transcript has 6 exons. The record is from RefSeq and is a predicted model, not a curated record. Gene Ontology annotation, cellular component: Z disc; actin cytoskeleton. Gene Ontology annotation, molecular function: actin binding; telethonin binding; FATZ binding. Bases 1 to 735 code for a protein of 244 amino acids. NCBI's taxonomy places the organism in Eukaryota, Metazoa, Chordata, Mammalia, Rodentia, Sciuridae.
AUGAUCCCCAAGGAGCAGAAGGAGCCAGUGAUGGCUGCCAUGGGGGACCUUGCUGGACCAGUCCCUUUGCUGGACCUGGGGAAGAAGCUGAGCGUGCCCCAGGACCUGAUGAUAGAGGAGCUGUCGCUUCGCAACAACCCAGGAUCCCUCCUCUUCCAGAAGAGGCAGCGCAGGGUGCAAAGGUUCACCUUCGAGCUUGAGGAGAGUCAGCGGGCGAUCCUGGCCGGAAGCGCCAAGAGGAGAGUAACUGGAACCGCGGAGGCGGGAAUGGUGAGCGUUGCCAAUGGCCCCGAGGGGCCGAACUACCGCUCCGAGCUCCACGUCUUCCCGGCUUCGCCCGGGGGUUCCGAGGACUCCCACCCAGCAGCGGCGUCGGCCCAUAGCCCAAGCGCUCUGGCGCCAGGCUACGCGGAGCCCCUGAAAGGCGUGCCGCCUGAGAAGUUCAACCACACCGCCAUCCCCAAGGGCUACCGCUGCCCGUGGCAGGAGUUCAUCAGCUACCGGGACUACCUGAGCGAUGGCCCAAGUUACACCCCCAGCCUGCGAGACUAUCGGAAUUUCAACAAGACCCCAGUGCCAUUUGGAGGACCCCUCAUGGGGGAGACCAUUCCCAGGGCAGGCACCCCUUUUGUCUCGGAGCCCUUCAGUGGCUUGGAACUCCUCCGCCUCAGACCCAGCUUCAACAGGGUGGCUCAGGGCUGGGUCCGCAACCUCCCAGAAUCCGAGGAGCUGUAGUCCCAGGCUGAAGCUUCAAUUCCUCAGUCUCCAGGCUCAGGUAGUAUCUGAAGCCAAGACUCGUGGACAGCACUUCACAGUUUAUGAAGAGCCUUCACACACAAACCAUUAUUGCAAAUGGCCUCAAAGGUCACAAAGUUCAAUAGUCCCCAAAUGCAGAUGUGCUUCAAAAUCACCUGGGGACCUUGGUCCUAACACAGAUUUCUGGCCUGCCCUAGACCUGUAGCAUCAGGAUUUCGUGAGUGGAGAAUUUCUGUCAGUAACCAAUACUCCAGGUGAUUCCUGUGUGACGGGGGCACAGUUAGUGUCUUUAGGAAUCCACACCCACGCAGCUUACACUCCGUUCCCUGAUGGUGGUGCACUCACUAGCAGCCCAUCUACCUGAGGAUAUCUCUGAUAAUUAGAAAGUUUUCCCUUUUACUGAGUUGCAGUUGGUCUUCAUCUGUGCAUGCUCUAAGUGUUUACUAAGUACCUACUAUGUGCCAGACAGUGUGCCAGGCCCAGGCCUUCAGGAGGAAAAGAUGGUGGAGAGGGCCGAUUUGCGAAGGAGUAAAUCACAUUAGUUUUCCCUACAGCUCAUCGACAAUGGAGGAACCGGGUGUCGUGGAGCAGGGGAAGGGUCCCCAAACCUGGUGGUGGGGUGGGAUUCCAGAAGUUUCCCAGAGGAUUUGAGUGGGGUCUUGCAGAAGGAAGGCGAAUUCAUUAAGGAAAGAGGUGCGAUGGGAGGGCUUUCCUGACAAGUGGAUUGGCACGUGCAGAGGUGGGUGUGGCAUUGAGCAUAGAUGCAGGUUGUUCUGGGGAAGAGAGAGGUUAUAUUAGGGGUCAGUGAGGUCCAGAAGUGGGGUUUUAAGAAACGGGGAGGUUUUAGCAAUGGAUUUCACUGGUUGCUGUGGGGGACACAUUGAAGAGGAGCAGUGCUGAGAACCAGGGAGUCUGCAAGGGGUGAGGCCUGGAUAGAGUUAUGGCCAUGCAGAUCCAAAGGAGAGGUUGCCCUGCUGGGCACUUUACAAGAGAGGUGUGGAAUGAAGUUCUUAUAAGGACUCCCUUCCACCCUCCAUCUGAGUAGGUCCCUUAGUUCUAGGGAGGAGGAUGGUGGUGGUAGUGCUUUUUAUUGAGUGUCUAGUGCUUGGGCUGGGUUCUUGACACACCUGGUUCCUAAUUCUCAAUAUAGCCUGAGAGAAAGGUAUUUUUGUUCUCAAUUCACAGAUAUGAAUGUUCAAGCUGAAAAGAGGGAAAUGUCUUAGCCGGGGGCAGAGUCAAAAUGGGAACCUGUUUUACUCUUUUUACUAUAUUGGGUGGCCAAGCCAAUGCCCAUUCACUCUGGACGCACUGAUCGUGGUGCCUUGCCUUGGAGCUCACAGGUUGAGUGGAGGCUGGACCACCUGAUGGGAUGGGAUGGGGUCUGAUUCUGCCAUUGCAAGCCUUGUGAACUUGGGCCAGUCAUUUCACACCUGAGACUCCCCGUCUGUAAGAUGAGUAUAGAAACUCCUUCAGGGGGUGCAGGUCACAGUCAUGAGGGUUCAGUCAUUGUUAGGUUUCUUGCAAACACCGUUCUUGGCCAGAAUCUAUGGUUCUUGCAAUGGGUGUAGCUUGAGAAGUCAGCUGCCAGGAUGGCAUUGGGGUCAGAAAAGCUGCCACCUGAAGGAAACCCUCCCAUCACUGCAGGGGUCCCUUUGGAUGGGAAUUCCUCUUCUCUAACGCCAGGCCUGAUGGGAGAGUGGUUGCAUUUUCCUUUUGGUCUGGAGUUUUGUUCCUUUCCUGGAUCCCAAAGGGCCAGCAGACUCUUAGGAUUGUUUGCAAUGGUGUGUUCUCUAGGAUUUAAGGGCCAUUGUUUAAAGCUAGGCUUUAUGAGUGUAAGACCAAGCAUCAAAGUGUCAGGCAAGUAGAAGAGGGGACAUGGAUUGCCUUGGGUUGUUUCUACCGUGCUCUGGAGGGUAACUACCACUGCCAGGCACAGAAGAGACUGGGGGAGACUCCUGCAGUCAAAAGUGGAUCCUCAUUCCCUUCCUCUGAUCAUGUGAAUUGCUGAUGUUAAAAAAAGGCUUACUGUAAAAAAUAAAAGUAAAAUGUGAAAGUA